GCACCUACUGGAAAAUGAAUGUAUAGAGUCGAGUCUCGAAGCGAGCACACAACUUCAAGGUUUUUGUGUGUGAACUCAAAGUUAGUCAGUGUGUGUGUGUGUGUUAAAUGUUGAAAUGAAUCUAAUAUUAGAAUGCAGAUAAAUAUGGCGCUUUUGAAAUAGUGCCUUAUUUACCCGCAAUUGUGUGUUGAUUGGGACCAAACACUAAGGACCAAGACCUUGUUUUCUUCCUUGGAAGACCUGUCAUGAUGUGGGGAGUUGGGUGAUGGGAGUUGGCACUUUGAAAAUUGUGUGUGCGGGUGAUUAAUAUCACAAGAAGAAAUAUCGCUGUCGUUCGGUCUUGUGGUUUUGGUGUGUUACCGUGCCUUGUACGUGUCAGGGUGAACUGUAGGCUCGGUCGUCACCGAGUGACUAAAUUUUCGUAUUUCACCCAUUUUUAUUCCACAAUAGACGACACAAAAACCGUUUUCGUUCGAAAUACAAGCCGUUGUUUACCUUCUUCUCUUGGAAAUGCAAUGUCGAAAAGAACAAGAAUGAAUGUUUAGUUGACAUAGAAGCUAGACCUUUUCAUGUUAGUGACUGGAAAGAAGAAAACAACAAUAAGCAACAGUGACACCAUGGAAGCUAUCACAGAUCAGGAUAGAAGGUCUCGUCUCCUCAAACUGGAGGAGAGAGUCUUCAAUCCAAGGGACAUUCUUAAUGCAGACUGCCUUCUUGAUGCUGUGCAAUCGAUGGUGUAUGACAGUGAUCAUCCAACCAUAAAGCGCAUGAAAAACAUAGAGGCUUUCAUCAACCGCUAUGCCAAAGUUGCAGAUGAGAUAAGCAGAUUGAGAGUAAAAGUGGAUGAUUUUUUAGUCAUCAAAGUCAUAGGAAGGGGAGCGUUUGGUCAAGUCCAAUUAGUAAGACAUAAAUCAACCAAGAAAGUUUAUGCUAUGAAACUUCUUAGCAAAUUUGAAAUGAUCAAAAGAUCAGAUUCAGCAUUCUUCUGGGAAGAGCGGGACAUUAUGGCCCAUGCCAAUUCCGAGUGGAUAGUAAGACUUCACUUUGCCUUCCAAGAUACAAAAUAUCUUUAUAUGGUUAUGGACUACAUGCCAGGCGGUGAUUUGGUGAAUCUCAUGUCGAAUUACGAUGUUCCCGAAAAGUGGGCAAAGUUUUACUGUGCCGAAGUGGUUCUAGCCUUGGAGGCUAUUCAUAACAUGGGUUUCGUUCAUCGAGACGUCAAACCAGACAACAUGCUGCUGGAUGCUUUAGGCCACUUGAAGCUAGCUGAUUUUGGCACUUGCAUGAAAAUGGACGAGGAUGGGCUCGUCCGAUCAGACACUGCCGUGGGUACACCAGACUACAUUUCGCCUGAAGUCCUCAAGUCACAAGGAGGAGAAGGAUUGUACGGGCGAGAAUGCGACUGGUGGUCUGUUGGGGUAUUCCUUUACGAAAUGUUGGUAGGAGACACGCCUUUCUAUGCCGAGAGUUUAGUGGGGACCUAUGGCAAGAUUAUGGAUCAUAAAAAUUCCCUUUCGUUCCCCGAUGACGUUGAAAUCAGUUCAGCCGCUAAAAGCUUGAUCUGUUCUUUCCUAACUGACAGGACGCAGCGCUUAGGGCGUAAUGGCGUUGAAGAAAUCCGCCAUCAUCAAUUUUUCGUCCAUGACCAGUGGACCUUUGAUACUAUACGAGACUGUGUCCCCCCGGUGGUACCGGAUCUGAGUGGCGAUGACGACACAAGCAAUUUUGAUGACGUUGAAAAUGACGACGCCCCAGAAGAAAAUUUCCCUGUUCCUAAGGCCUUUGCUGGCAAUCACUUGCCUUUUGUUGGGUUUACGUAUUCGAAAGAUUAUCAACUACUCACGGGAGGUUUAACGCAAGCGAGCACCAACGGUGGAAUAGAUCGUGUUGAUCGGGGAGCAGUGGGUAGAGAUACUGGGGCUCAGCGCAAAGUACUUGACUUGGAGGAGAUUGUGAACAAAGAAAAACGUCAGAUCGCCGAAUUGGAGCACAAGUACACGUUGACGCUACAUCAGCUAGAUCUAGCCACAACUCGAGAGGAGCAGUUGCGUAACGAAAGUUGCGAACUGGAACGGAAUCUUGCUUUGAUCAAGCACGAGCUUAAAGAAGCACAACGGCGAUCGGAAAAUGAUACAGAAAACCGAAAAAAGCUGGAACAGAAUAUCGCUGAGCUCAAACGGAAAUUGGAUGAAGAGCAGAGUCGCCGAACACGCGAUCAAAGCAAUUCACAGGCGGUUGCCGAACGUAUCAGCUCACUUGAAAAACAGUUGAUGGAAGCCAAUGAAAAGCUUAAACAAGAGACCGAUAGCCAUAAUAAAACCAAGAAACAAAAUGCGGAAUUCGCCAUGGGAGCUGCUGGCCGAGAGCACACCUUACUGGAACUGCAAGAUAAGGUGGCGGUGUUACAGCGUGCUCGAGAUGCACUGGAAGCUGAGUCUGCUGCCCUUCAGGCUCAAUUAGACCAAGAGAGAGCUUCUAGACAGCAAGAAGCUGAUCGUCAACAAGAGAUGGAAACUAGACGCCAGGCUUUGAUAACUGAGCUGGAUCGAACCAAAGAGCGCCAGGCAAACAAUCUUGCCGAGAACAAACGUCUGUCUGAGCGGAUCGUUGAAAUGGAGAAACGUUCUGCAUCACUUGAACUCGAACUCAAUGCUAUGACUUCCAAAUAUGAACGAGAGAAACGUGCUCAUCAGGAAACGGAGCAAAGCCGUUCAGGGAACCAAGAGGAAGCCAGUGCUGAAGUGGUUAAAACUCUGCAACUAAAGUUGCAAGAAGAGAAGGCAUCGCGACAAAAAGCGGAAAACCAGUGGCAAGAACGUGAACGUCAGAUUUCAAUGCUUUCGGUAGACUAUCGCCAAAUCCAACAGCAGCUGAAUAAACUAGAAGGAGAUCAUCGGCAGGAAGUUGACAAAACUAAAGGUCUCAUCCUACAACUUGAGCAAGAGUCUCAGAAAAGGUCACUUCUACAGAACGACCAGAGCGUUCUGUCCGCCGAAAUGGCCGUCCUACGUAGUCGUGAGCGCCAGCUACAACGUGAGCUGGAGGCGGCUCGUGACGUGGCCAGGAGUUUGGAGGAAGAACUACAUAAAUUGCGAACCAUCAAGUCCGUUGAUGAUUUGCAGAUGCGGGAACUCCAAGAUCAGUUGGAAGCCGAGCAAUAUUUCUCGACAUUGUACAAGACGCAAGUGACGGAGCUGCGCGAGGAGGCGGACGAAAAGACCAAGCAAGUUGGUGAAUUAGAAGACGAACGAGCAAGCAUCACCCAUCAACUCCAGCUAUCACUUGCUCGGGCGGAUUCUGAAGCCCUAGCGAGAGCAAUUGCCGAGGAGACGGUGGCAGAAAUGGAGAAGGAAAAGACCAUGAAAGAAUUGGAAAUCAAAGAUUUAGUGGCUAGACAUCGAGCUGAAAUCAUCAACAAAGAAGUAGCGCUCAACAGUCUGCGAGAAAGAGAGAAUGAAUUGAAAAAGACGUUCGACCUAGUCACGCAGGAGAACCAAGAUCUUGGUGCGAAAUUGAAAAGCGCACAGGAGGAGCUGGCACAGGCAUCCACGGCUUCUGUGGAUGAGGUAGAGCGGUUGCGGGUGAAGCUAAAGCAGGAGCAGCUGCUUAAGAUGCAAGCUGUCAACAAACUGGCCGAAAUCAUGAACCGUAGGGACAUGAAUCCUAUUGGCCGCAAUCCUAAGAAGAAUGCAGGUGGCGGGGCUGAUUUGCGACGCAAGGAGAAAGAAUGUCGUAAGCUUCAACAAGAGCUCGCCCAGGAAAGGGAGAAGUACAAUCAAGUGGUGGCCAAAUCGCAGAAAGAAACACAGGACCUGCAAUCGUUGCUUUAUGAAGAGAACCAGCUUCGGAUCAAGUUGCAGAUGGAGGUUGACAGCAAAGAUUCCGAAAUCGAGCAACUGUCGCAGAAGUUGGCAUCGGCAUCAGCCGAUACCGUCUCCAACAUAAGCAGUGAAUCGGAAGAAGGAGUUCAGGAUUCUUGGUUGGAAGGUUGGCUUUUUGUUCCUUCGAAGCAGAAUAUCCGACGCCACGGUUGGCGGAAGCAGUACGUUGUCGUCUCGUCCAAGAAAAUCUUCUUUUACAAUUCGGAGAGUGACAAACAAAACGCCGAUCCUGUCCUUAUCCUAGACCUGAACAAAGUUUUCCAUGUUCGGUCUGUUACUCAGGGCGAUGUCAUUCGCGCUGAUGCCAAAGAGAUCCCUCGUAUUUUGCAAAUUCUCUACGCCGGUGAAGGUGAAUCUCGCAAGCCAGACGAGAGCACCCCGCCACCGGAUUUAGUCGGUCGCGAAGAAAAACCUGGAACUGUUAACCACAAAGGUCACGAACUUGUGGCUAUCAGUUUCCACAUGCCAACCACUUGUGAAGUGUGUUCAAAACCUUUGUGGCACAUGUUCCGACCCCCGCCGGCCCUCGAGUGCCGCCGAUGUCGCAUCAAAGUUCACAAAGAACAUCUGGAUAAGCGCGAGGAGAUCAUUGCUCCCUGCAAAGUCCACUACGAUCCUAAUACGGCCAAAGAGAUGCUGUUGCUAGCAGGGACUUUAGAGGAGCAGCAGCAGUGGAUAUCACGGCUGUCGAAAAAGAUUCAGAAAUUCGGCUACAAGGCCAAUUCGGCCGCAAUGGGCGGUGCUGAGGGAGCACGUGUCUCUCCCAGGGAAUCGACUCGAUCGGCUUACCGUCCUUACGUACAGCAAAGAUCGGCUACUUUGCCGCCAAACAGCAUUCAGCCGGGAGUGCGCAACAGCAAAUGAAGGCCUUUCAGAGGUUGCCAAUCACUUUUUUCGUACAUGGUACACCUUUUCUACUAUACAGCAGGUGUUGAAGAAUGAUUUUUCAUUGUUGUUUUUUGCCUAGUAAUAAGUGUCUGUAGUUCUUUUUUUCAUUCUUUCGUUUCUACCCAAGUGACACGUUCAAACGUUGAUCCCGCAGAUAUACCGUCAAAUAUCCCUGUGGCGCCUUUAUCUUUACUAUGUAGCAAAACAACCUUUUCACGAUCCACCUUCAAUUUUUUUUUCCUUGUUGUCCAUUUUUCCGUCUUCGUAUUGUGCCAACUUAUUGCAUCCUCUCCUCUACACUGCCUUACCCCCUAUUUUUUCCCCACUUCCCGUUGUAGUGUUUUACGAAAUUUCCCCUCCCAUUUCCUGUUGAACGAUUAUUUAUUCUAGAUUCCUUUUGUUUCCUUUUUUUUUUGUUCCACCAAAGGCCCGACAUGCGACACACACAAGUGACCUUCAAUGUUGUCUUCAACCCACCUCUUCACACUGUUUUUAUUUUGAAUCUUGAAACAGUUAUAUUUGUCUUGGGCAUCCCCCCAUCACUACCUAAAUGGAAUGCAUGGUGCAUAUGUAAUUACGCAGAAAAUAACAGGACGUAGGAGGAGAGAGAUAAAGGGACUGUGAAAGAUUUAGAUGGAAGGAAAACGUGACGUUACGCCGGGAGUUUUUGUUUCAGAUGAGUUGUUGAGCCCUCCCUUUGAUGCGACAGUUGCGUCAUUUACAUUCCUGAUUCGCCUACGCAUGUGUGUAUGUGAGUGUGUGAAGGAGCUUGGCCAUUUGUUGGUUUGAAAAGAAGUGGGAAAAAGAAAGUAGAGCACCGAUUUAAUAAUAUAGUCAUUGGGAGGGGACACAACGAAGAAGUUAGGGAUGGGCAGUAAUACAAAAUGGAUGCUAAAAAAAGUUACAACGACAAGACGAAAAAAAAAAUUGUGCCUUCUUUGUAUUUGCGUAUUGAAUUGCCUUGAAUUGUUUAUUACUUUAUUCUUCCUUUCCACUAUUGAUUUUUGUUGUGUCCGUCGAAAGGGAAAUCGAGCUUUUUUUUUUGUUUCCGUGCUUAUAAUAAUUCGGGCUGAUUGGGCAAUUCAAUCACACACGUUUCAAUCUAACCCCCCGCCACUUGUUUUUUAAAUUACAUUCGGUGGGGUUUAUUCCUUGGAAAACAAUUCAACAAAAACAUUUGAUGGGACAGCCCCUCAUUGCCUUUAUUACGACGCUGGUCGCGCUAUGAAGCUGUUUUUUUAAACUAACCUUUUUUAAAUCGUUCAACCUGAGUUGGUGGCAAACAAAAGAGACUAGAACGGAAACAAUUGCUUUUUCCUCAUCCCAAAUCUUAAAACAAAACAACAAAAAAACCACACAAAAAAAGAAACGCCUCUUGAUCCCUUUUCCCCCCAAAGCCAUGAUUUGUAUCCUCAUCUUCUAUAGAUAAAAAUCUUGAAAAACAACAAUUUUCACGUGCAACACACUUAAAGAUGUGAGUGUACAGAAUGAAUUGAAUUGCUCUCGUGUGUUUGUGUAAUAUAACUUUUGAUUUCUAAAUUUCAAAUUGAUUGCCUU
Daphnia pulicaria is the source of this 6326-nucleotide messenger RNA. RefSeq names its product rho-associated protein kinase 2-like. Gene Ontology annotation, cellular component: cytoplasm; cytoskeleton. Gene Ontology annotation, molecular function: ATP binding; Rho-dependent protein serine/threonine kinase activity; small GTPase binding. The transcript has 21 exons. Gene Ontology annotation, biological process: actomyosin structure organization; cortical actin cytoskeleton organization; regulation of cell junction assembly. The coding region runs from base 570 to 4745 and encodes 1391 amino acids. NCBI's taxonomy places the organism in Eukaryota, Metazoa, Arthropoda, Branchiopoda, Diplostraca, Daphniidae. The record is from RefSeq and is a predicted model, not a curated record.